Molecule: messenger RNA, 303 nt
Organism: Lactuca virosa
Lineage: Eukaryota; Viridiplantae; Streptophyta; Magnoliopsida; Asterales; Asteraceae
Source: the annotation of a GenBank genome assembly
AUGUCGUUGUUUUCUCAACCGCCGCCGAUGACGACGAAGCCGGAAGCUGCUGCCGCCGUCGCUUGGUUCUUCCUCCACUGCUCCCAGCGACAUAUUUCCUCUCCUCUCCGAUCCGUUCUCAUGUUGCAUCCCAAGCCACCGGUCCCCGCUGCUUCGUCAUCCUCGUGCCCUUCUCCAGCCGCCUCGCUGCUAGACUCGAUGUCGCGGUUAACCGCGGCUGUCGCCGUCAUUCGCGCCAUUGCCACCGUCAGACGUUAUGUUGUUAUGGCUGCCAUCGCCGAGAGCCACCAGGUGGGUGGCUAA